Seriola aureovittata is the source of this 6898-nucleotide messenger RNA. Its product is annotated as zinc finger E-box-binding homeobox 1-like. Gene Ontology annotation, biological process: anatomical structure development; regulation of transcription by RNA polymerase II. The record is from RefSeq and is a predicted model, not a curated record. Gene Ontology annotation, molecular function: DNA-binding transcription factor activity, RNA polymerase II-specific; RNA polymerase II cis-regulatory region sequence-specific DNA binding. NCBI's taxonomy places the organism in Eukaryota, Metazoa, Chordata, Actinopteri, Carangiformes, Carangidae. The coding region runs from base 223 to 3903 and encodes 1226 amino acids. The transcript is spliced from 8 exons.
ACGACACGACGGUGACUCUGUGCGUCCGUACAGGAGCCAUCAUCAUCAUCAUCAUCACCAUCAUCACCAUCAUGUUUACCUGAACGAGGAUAACGGGUCUGACAAAUGGCCUGGAAAUAAACACAAAUAACACCUGCUGCUCUCGCUCGUGAACGGAACAGGAUCUGCUCGCCGUUUCCUAAAUGCUCUGUGUCUCGUGAGGAGCCAGGAAAACCGCUCCAAAUGUCAACUUGUGCAGUGACAAACUUCAACAAUGGCUUGGAGGCCAGUUCAGACUCUGACGAUGAGGACAAGCUACACAUUGUGGAGGAGGACAGCCUGCAGGAGCCUGAGGUCGCUGACGCUGAUGGGACCACGCCGCAGGACAGCCACGACGCCGCCACGACAGUAUUACCCCACAACGGCUCCUGGAACGGAGUGAAGGAGGAGUGUGUGUCAGAUGAGGAAGAUGAGGCCGUGAAGGAUGCUCUAGUGGAAGAGAUUCUCCAGCAGGGAGACACAGCCAUCAUCUAUCCUGAAGCCCCAGAGGACGAGCAGAGUCCAGUGGAGACAGGAGGCGCUGAUGAGAACGGCACACCGGAUUCCUUCUCCCAGUUGCACACUUGCCCCUACUGCUCCCGGGGCUACAAACGCAACGCCUCACUGAAGGAGCACAUCAAGUAUCGCCACGAGACCAGCGAGGACAACUACAGCUGCUCACACUGCAGCUAUACCUUCACCUACCGCUCGCAGCUUGAGAGGCACAUGAGCCACCACAGGGGCACCAGGGAGCAGGUUCACGUUUCCCAGUCGACAGGAGGAUCAGGAGGAACAGGUGGUACGCGCAAGUUCAAGUGCACGGAGUGUUCCAAGGCCUUCAAAUACAAGCACCACCUGAAGGAGCACCUGCGCAUUCACAGUGGUGAGAAACCAUACGAAUGCUCAAACUGCAAGAAGCGAUUCUCCCACUCAGGCUCCUACAGCUCCCACAUCAGUAGUAAGAAGUGUGUGGGUGCAGCACCCCCCAACGGCGUCGCUCGGACGCCAAUCAAGUCCCCCCCUCCCACCACCCAGACUGCACCUGUUGUAAUUGCCCCGGCCCGCAUGAUUCUGAAAGAGAAGACUGAAAGUAAACCCCUCCAGGAGCAGCUCCCCGUCACCCAGAUCAAAUCUGAACCUGUGGAAUAUGAGUGCAAGCCUGUGAUGGCAGCACCAGCAACUUCAGCUGGUACCAAUGGAGUGGUGAACGGAGGGACUGCUCAGCCAGCUGUGGCUCCAGCUGCAACCCUGCCUCAGGGUGUGGCUAUGGUCGUGCCCACAAUGGGCCUGAUGUCGCCCAUCAGCAUCAAUCUGAAUGACUUGCAGAACGUGCUCAAGGUUGCAAUGGACGGAAAUGUGCUCAGGCAGGUGCUGGGCACAGCCAACGGGGUGGUGACGCAGGGGAAGCAGGGAAUUGUAGUCCAGCAGCCACAGCAGCAGAUCAUCAGCCUGCCGGCCUUCGUGGACCACGACGGCACCACGAAGAUCAUCAUCAACUACAGCAUCAGCCCUGCUGCCGCCACCACUGCCACUACCCAGCCUACAUCGCUUGUUGUCAAAAACAACCUUCCUGCCCCUCCCGCUGUGACCAGCACUGCUGCAGCCCCUACCCCCAGUAAAACAGAUAAAGCCCCAAACCCAGAGGUGGCCGACCUCAGUAUCGUCAAGGCAGAGCCAGAAUCAGUGCCCGUCACUGACGUGGAGACGGAGGCAGUGGCGGCCACACAGAUAGCAAAGGAAACGGUUAAAACUUCAGACACAGCUCAGAUGCCAAAAGCCAACACCACCAGUACAUGUUUACUAUGUGAAGACUGUCCCGACAACCUUGAGGCGUUGCACCUCCUCCAGCAUCGUAAAGCAGCCAACGGGGAGGCGGUUGACUCUGCCGCCCUGGACCCCUCAUUCGCUGCUUUGCUAAGCGAGGCAGGAGUGACACUGGAGGAGCCGCCUGUGGACGACCUCCUCUCACUCCUCAAGACCUACUUCGCCUCAAAUGCCAACCCCAGCGAAGAAGAGCUGUCAAAGAUCUCAGAGUCUGUUAGUAUUCCAAUGGAAGUGGUCAGAAAGUGGUUUGCCAAGAUGAACUCUGGGAAAAAUUUGGGCAAAAACCGCAGUGACACGACAUCCAAAAAGACUGAAACUAGUAAUUCCAGCUCAGAGGACACAUUGAAUCAGAAUGGAGAGGAAGAAGAAGACGACGACAACCAGGAAACAUUCAACAGAGACUCUUCAGAAUCUGGAAGCGCGUCUCCGUCAGACUCCACAUCACUAGGCGUCAACACCGGGGACCUUGUCAUUGUUAAAAGCGAGCCAGAGGACCCCGAGGCCCCAGACUCCCAGGCAGAGCCCCUGGACCUGUCCCUCCCUAAACAUAUCGCAGCAGCAUCGAAAACCAAAACAACCACGCCUCCCGCCAAGCAGCAGGAGCAGCCUCUGAACCUGACCUGCCUGAGAAAGGAGCAGCUCGAUGGUCAAACCAUAUACGUCACCACGCCUCAAACCGGAAGACCUGUCAACAUCGUCACUGCCGCACAGCUGCCAACGUUAGUGGCCAUUGCCGGUCAGGGCACGGUGGGCUGUCUCAGAGCCAUCAACACCACGACGAAGAGAACCAUCCUCAUCCCCCAGCUCACCUACACCUACGCCACCACGGCCGGUAAUGCCUCCGGAGCGAAGACUGUCGUACUCAACGGCCAUAAGGAGAAACGUUCGGACAGCAGUUCAGACGCCGUGUCCACAGUGGAGGAGCAGAACGACUCUGAUCCAGCCGGGCUGAUGAAAAAGCGGCGGCUGGAAAACGGUGUCUACCCCUGUGAUCUUUGCUCCAAGGUCUUCCAGAAGGGCAGCUCCCUGCUCAGGCACAAAUACGAACACACAGGAAAACGGCCUCACGAGUGCAACGUCUGCAAGAAGGCCUUCAAACACAAACAUCACCUGAUCGAACACUCGAGGCUGCACUCUGGUGAGAAACCAUACCAGUGUGACAAGUGCGGGAAGCGUUUCUCUCACUCCGGCUCGUACUCCCAGCACAUGAACCAUCGCUACUCCUACUGCAAGAAGGACGGGCCAAACUCAGGCUCCGGGUCAGGGCCGCGCAGGGUUCAGUUGGAGCUCGGCGCUGGGCCCCAAUCGGACAGCCGCACCACAACCCCGCCCUCCCAACUGGACUCAGACGAGAGGGAGAGCGAGGAAGAGGACGACGAAGACGACGAGGCCAUGUGUAUGGACGACAUUCGGGUCGUGCAGGUGGACGACGGCGAGUGCGAGAUCUACGAGGGUAACUUUGAUGACGAUGAGGAGGACGGAGAGGAGAUGGUGGAGGAAGAGGUAACAGAAGAGGCAAUGAGAGAAAAGGUGGAGAAGGAGUUUGCGUGUGAUGUGGUGGAGAUCGAGCUGGGGGACGAUCACAUGGGGGACGAAGUGAUGGAGGAAAGAACCGAAGACAAGCGAGAAGCAGCAGGUGAGGAGAUGGCAGCAGUCGUGGAGACGGAGGAAAUGGCAGCAGGUGUGGAGACGGAGGAAAUGGCGGCAGUCGUGGAGACGGAGGAAAUGGCGGCAGUCGUGGAGACGGAGGAAAUGGCGGCAGUCGUGGAGACGGAGGAAAUGGCGGCAGUCGUAGAGACGGAGGAAAUGGCGGCAGUCGUAGAGACGGAGGAAACGGCAGCAGUCGUAGACACGGAGGAAACGGCAGCAGUCGUGGGGACGGAGGAAACGGCAGCAGUCGUAGACACGGAGGAAACGGCAGCAGUCGUGGGGACGGAGGAAACGGCAGCAGUCGUAGACACGGAGGAAAUGGCGGACUCUGAAGCAAAUACGGACAAAAGCAUUAGGGAAGAGUCAGACAGCAGCGAACCCACAGAGGAAGUGGAGACAAAUGCCAAGUAAAAGAAGGAGAAUCCCUUCGGGACAGUUCGAAUGUGAAGGUCGUCAAAGUCGAGUUUAUUGAGACAAAACCGCAUCUCGCCAUCAGAAGAAAGUCACGGCAGUUGCCUGAUUUUAACGGUCCACUACUGUGUACAAAAACCCAGGUGUGCCUGAACUUGAAAAAAGAAAAAAAAAAACAAAACAGUGACUUUUUUUUCUUGUGAAAAUUAAAUAUCAGUGUUAAAAUUGUUUAUAGAAGUACAGAUUUUAAAGCAAAACUCACCCAUCAACUUGUUAGACUUGUUACUGAGACAUCCCAGGUUGUUUUUGUUCUGUGUUUAUUUGGUCAAUGUUACUAAUCUUGUUCUUGUUUGAAACAUUUUAACCUGUAAAGAUGAGAAAGAUUUCUAUACCUUUUUAUUGCCAAUGAAGUUUCCUAAAUCAGUAUUUUAUUGAGUUCUACGAACAAAAACCUCUGCACUACAGUAUUCCUGGUUUACCUAUGGAAACAUGCCUCAUGCAUUGUAUGCCCUUCAGUGUUAUAUAUGUACACUAGCUAGCGAGAUGUUGUUCGUGUUAGUGUUAGUCUUUGCUAGCUAGCAUUACUUUCAGUUUGACUGUUAGCCUUAAGGAAAACAAAGUAUUCUUGGGGAGGGUUGUGGGCGGGAUGGGGAGUCCGGGAUGAGAAUGUGGCUUCUGUACGCCAUAACCAAAUUUGUCCUAUCAGGGAAGGUAGAGUCACAACCUCAAAGCCAGCAUCAGGCACCUGAGUUUUGCAACCCUGCGCAGCCCAAAAAGGUGGAGUCUCCAGGUGAAGAUUCGAAAGCAGACUCCACCCGCCCGGCUUCAGCUGUGGUUCCAAAACACACGCGCCAUUUCUUACCAAGCUUCUCCUUAUUUUGGCUUUAGUUCUCAGUCAGUGUUUCAGUGUUAUUAGCUUAUCUAUGAAGUCAUACUGUACGUGAAGGAACGGGGCCGUUUCCUGCUCCACCCCAAUGCCUCCAGCCUUAUGCAAGACCUGUGUGCUGUUAAAAGUGCCAUUGAACAGUGUUAUAAUUUCUUCUUCACACAUGUAGCCAGUAUUAUGUCCCUCUGUUACUUAAACAAGACCCAUAUUGACUAAGGUUUGUUCACUUGCACAGAGCAGCAAAUUUAUGUCACAGUAAUUGAAAGAUAUUUCCUGUGAAAUUAAUGCAAAUAUUUUUGAGGCCUUGAACAGUAUUUGAACCACAUGUGAAAGUUGGGAAACACAGUAUUAGGGCUGCAACUAACAAUUAUUUCUAUUAUUAGUUAAUCUGCCUAUUAUUUUGAAUAACUGAUUAAUAGUUUUGUUUACAAAAUGUGAGAAAAUAGUGAAAAAUGCACAUUGUGAUUAUCUUCUUUCUGUCCAACAGUCCACAACCCAAACAUUCACUUUACCAUGAUGUAAAUCAGAGAGAAGCAUCAACUUGGACAAGCAGGAAUCAGAGAAUGGUCAGUUUUUGUGCAAAGAUUACAAAGAAAACUAAAUAUGACGACUCGACUAAUCAACUAAUAGUCAAUUAGAGGUACCAGUUUUCCAAAUCCUCACAAGAACCUGAAAACAGAGAAAUAACAAAUGAUUAAAUCAGCUAAUUGACUGUUUGAUGUAGCUCUACAUAGAAGAUCUAUGUAAAAUGAAACUAUGGACCUUAAGCCAAUCAGUGCAUGUUUUAAUAGACCUGAAUACUGUUAUGGACUCAUUUAGUUAGUUGAAAGUCCUCGUUGCCCAACAGUAACAAAAAAAAGGUUUAGAAGUAGAUAAAUGUACGCGGACUGUGUUGGAAAGUAGAAAUCAGAAAUACAGUCCAGACUGAGCCGAGUGUGGAUAUUAAAUGCCUUGUAACCUUGAGAUAAUCAGUUUCCCACUGAUGGUAAAAGUAUUUAGAAAUGCAAGUUAAUAUGUUGGACUUUACGUCACAAGUCUAAGUUUUUAAAAUGUUUACAGAAGUGCUUCAAAACAGAAAACUUUCUGUUCAUGCAUGUUUAAGUAUUUGAAGGGAGUUUACUCAGCAGGUUGGCUCAGGAGGAAAUGAAACAGACACAAAGCCAAGUUCAGUUUAAAGUGAAAUGUAGACUGAAGGAUUUGUCAGUAACAGGAUCAUUUUUGUCAGAUGUGCACUUUUUCUUUUUAGCAGAAAAAAAAGAAAGUUGUUGCAAGCUGUCCCGCACUUCAGGUAACAAACGUUAGUGAAUGUGGUCUCUGUCCAAGUGUUUUCAGUUGGUUUUACCGAACAGUGUUUAUAGGAUUAGUCUGUUUUUAAUUUUUUGUUUUUAUGUGUGUCCUCUGUAUGUUUGUUUUUUUUUUUUUCAACAAUGGCAGUAUUAGAACCCUUUUCACAGAUUAAAAAAAAAUGUACCUGUUUAGUUUUUAGAAGACUUUUUUAUAUUUAUGUGUCUUAUUUUUAUAUUUUCUUUUAUGGUUAUUUAUUACACAUUGUAGUGUACAUUACUGUAGUUUGAAUUGAUACAAUAAUAUAUUUUAGUAUGAAAAAUAAUCUCAAGACAAACAGAAAAAAUCCCAAAAUGUGGUUCUGGGAGCUGAAGUUUGUUUUAACAAAAAACACAUAAAAAAGAUAAAACAUGUAUUCUGUAAACAUGACUUCUGUUUUAAGCUAAAAAAAAAAAAAAAAAAAAAGAAAAAAGACAGGAAUGAAUUGAGAAAUAGAAACUGUUACAUGUGCAUCCGCUCUUUGCGUCGUUAUGAAGCUACUGAAUUCUAAACCUCUGUGAUUUUAAAAAGCAUGAGUCGUCGCUGUUUUAAUGAAGGAUCUUGCUAUGAAGACAUUACUCCUCCCUUUUUAUUUCGAAGCCAAAUUUAGCUCGUCCCGACACCUUGUUUUCUGUUGUGUGCCAACUCGUUCCAUUGUACUGUCGAAGGCUGCAUAUUGUUUGUCCUCUACACACCCUUUGUAAAUCCACUGUCUUUUUGUAUUGUUUUUAUUUUAGUUUUGCUCCAUUUUUAUGACUCCCCAUCACAAUAAAAUAUAAGACAGCA